CACUGCAUGUGUAUUUGUGCUGACUUUGGAUUACUUUUUAAAGCACUAGGCAUGGUAAUUUCUACUUUUUGGGACCUCAAAACCAAGAAGCUACAGAGAAUCCUAUGUCAAUAAAGUGAAAUCUCUUCUGUUGUGCUUUUGCAUUUGGAGACUCCUGUAUUUCCCCGUACACAAGGAGUGUAGAACUAGUGUGGUCAUUAUGAACGUGACAAGUUUAUUUUCCUUCACAAGUCCAGCUGUGAAGAGACUUCUUGGGUGGAAACAGGGUGAUGAAGAAGAAAAAUGGGCAGAGAAAGCUGUUGAUGCUUUGGUGAAAAAACUGAAGAAAAAGAAAGGUGCCAUGGAGGAACUGGAAAAGGCCUUGAGCUGCCCAGGGCAGCCAAGUAACUGUGUCACCAUCCCCCGCUCUCUGGACGGCAGGCUGCAAGUUUCCCACCGGAAGGGACUGCCUCAUGUCAUUUACUGCCGAGUGUGGCGUUGGCCCGAUCUUCAGAGCCACCAUGAACUAAAACCACUGGAAUGCUGUGAGUUUCCUUUUGGUUCCAAGCAGAAGGAAGUGUGCAUCAAUCCCUACCACUAUAAGCGAGUAGAAAGUCCUGUUCUUCCUCCAGUGCUGGUUCCAAGACACAGUGAAUAUAAUCCUCAACACAGCCUAUUAGCUCAGUUCCGUAACUUAGGACAAAAUGAGCCUCACAUGCCACUCAACGCAACUUUUCCGGAUUCUUUCCAGCAACCCAAUAGCCAUCCGUUCCCUCACUCCCCCAGCAGCAGCUACCCCAACUCUCCUGGAAGUAGCAGUGGCACCUACCCGCGCUCCCCCACCAGCUCAGACCCAGGAAGCCCUUUCCAGAUGCCAGCUGAUACGCCCCCGCCUGCUUACCUGCCUCCUGAGGACCCCAUGACCCAGGAUGGCUCCCAGCCAAUGGACACAAAUAUGAUGGCACCUUCACUGCCCUCAGAAAUCAACAGAGGAGAUGUUCAGGCGGUCGCUUAUGAGGAACCAAAACACUGGUGCUCUAUUGUCUACUAUGAGCUCAAUAAUCGUGUGGGCGAAGCGUUCCAUGCCUCCUCCACAAGUGUGUUGGUGGAUGGUUUCACCGAUCCUUCCAACAAUAAGAACCGUUUCUGCCUUGGGCUGCUCUCCAACGUUAACCGGAAUUCCACUAUUGAAAACACCAGGCGGCAUAUUGGAAAAGGAGUGCAUCUUUACUAUGUGGGAGGGGAAGUGUAUGCCGAAUGCCUCAGCGACAGCAGCAUCUUUGUGCAAAGUCGGAACUGCAACUACCAUCAUGGAUUUCACCCCACUACUGUUUGCAAGAUCCCUAGUGGGUGUAGUUUGAAAAUUUUUAAUAACCAAGAAUUUGCUCAGUUAUUGGCACAGUCUGUGAACCAUGGCUUCGAGACAGUCUAUGAGCUCACUAAAAUGUGUACUAUCCGCAUGAGCUUUGUAAAAGGUUGGGGAGCAGAAUAUCACCGCCAGGAUGUUACUAGCACCCCCUGCUGGAUUGAGAUCCACCUGCAUGGCCCCCUCCAGUGGCUGGAUAAAGUUCUUACUCAGAUGGGUUCACCUCACAAUCCUAUUUCAUCUGUGUCUUAAACAGCCUCAGGCUUCUGCCUCUUGAAAACUAUUGAGCCUUGCAUGUACUUGAAGGAUGGAUGAGUCAGACACGAUCAAGAACUGACAAAGGAGCCUUGAUAAUACUUGACCUCUGUGACCAACUGUUGGAUUCAGAAAUUAAAAAAAUAAAAAAAAACAAAAACCUUGGUAACAUACUGUCGAUAUCAAGAACCUGUUUAGUUUACAUUGUAACAUUCUAUUGUAAAAUCAACUAAAAUGCAUACUUUUAGCAGGACUUCGUGUAUAGUUAAAGGAGAGAUGGCCAAGCCAGGGACAAAUUAUCUAUUUGGUCCUAAGAGAAAUGGUCCUAAGAGAUUCUUUUGUGUUUGGCACUUUAAGGUCAUCGUUUGGCAGAAGUUUAGCAUUAAUAGUCUUUCUGAAGUGUGUUUUUAUCAGGUUUAGAACCCAUGUUGAGUCUUAUUUUCAUGGGUUUUCAUAAUAUUUUAAAACUAUUUGUUUAGUAAUGGGUUUUGUUUGUUUUUUAAGUAAAGUUUAAUCUGAUGAUAUACAUAGUAAUCUUUCUAAAAUUCUGACCAUACUGCUGUCAGAAUAAUGUUAGGUAUAUGCUCUUUGCUAAAUAUAUAUGUACAGAAUAUUUGGAAGUUAAGAAUGGAUUAGACUAGUGGACUUAGUAUUUGAGGGGGUGGGGGAGAGGGAAAUGACAACUGCAAAUGUAGAAUAUACUGUAAAAAGUCAGUUUGUGACUUUCAGGAAACAAACUGAUGCCUGAAUUUUGCUGUGUUUCCAUUUUUUAGACAUUUUAUCCUUUUCUUUUCUUUUCUUUUCUUUUUUUUUUUUUUUUUGGGCGCCUUCUAUCCCAGCCUCUCCAAAAAACAGUUGUGCAGCUGGUUAAUUCAUGUAACUGUGAGAGCAAAUGAGUAAUUCCUGCUACUCUGAAAUCGACUGCCUAUAUGUCUCAAUACCAACUGUAUGGAGUGCUUCAAUUUGAUAAGCAGUUUUUUAUGGAGUUUACAGAAACUGGCUUUAAUUUUCAAGUGAAUUGUUCACCAACUGUUAAAUAUUUGGAGGAUUUAAAGAACAUCCCUGUUUAAAUCCAUUUCAAACUUUUAAGGAUUUUUUUUGUACUGUGUUUGGUUUUAUUUUUCUUCUGCUAAUCUUUUAUAUUCACUUAUGCUCUCGUACAUUGAGUACUUUUAUUCCAAAACUAGUGGGUUUUCUCUACUGGAAAUUUUAAAUAAACCUGUCAUUAUUGCUUA
This is a messenger RNA of Leopardus geoffroyi (Geoffroy's cat), 2835 nucleotides long. RefSeq names its product SMAD family member 1 (gene SMAD1). Bases 200 to 1597 code for a protein of 465 amino acids. The record is from RefSeq and is a predicted model, not a curated record. Gene Ontology annotation, molecular function: I-SMAD binding; RNA polymerase II cis-regulatory region sequence-specific DNA binding; DNA-binding transcription factor activity, RNA polymerase II-specific. Gene Ontology annotation, biological process: regulation of transcription by RNA polymerase II; BMP signaling pathway; anatomical structure morphogenesis. The transcript has 7 exons. NCBI's taxonomy places the organism in Eukaryota, Metazoa, Chordata, Mammalia, Carnivora, Felidae. Gene Ontology annotation, cellular component: heteromeric SMAD protein complex.